Linum trigynum is the source of this 2844-nucleotide messenger RNA. The record is from the annotation of a GenBank genome assembly. Lineage: Eukaryota; Viridiplantae; Streptophyta; Magnoliopsida; Malpighiales; Linaceae.
GCCCUUGGAUGUGAGCCUUUUUCACGGCACACCGACUAGAGCAGUCUAAACUCUAAACCCGUAAACCCAGAGACAAAUAAAUAUUCCCCAAGCAAAUUGCAAGUGCUCUCUCUCUCCUCAGAACCAGAAAAUAACCCUAGCUCGCUCAAACUAUUCAUCAGCUACUCCUCAAGCGCCCAUUCUCAACCCACUCGCUGCGUGCUUCCGGUCUCUGUCUCCUCAUUUCCUCGCUUCUUCGACUUCUCCUACUCUCGCGCUCAGCACUCAACUUCUCACUCAGGUCCGUCGGAUUCGCUCGCCGUCUUCUCUUUCUCUCUUGCCUGAUUCAUCCCCAAGCUGGCGGCAGUUCUGAUUGUUGUCUUAGGCAGUUGGCUUUUGGCUUGUUUCCCCGUUUGCGUCGGUUUGAUUUCGCGGCUGGCUUCAGCUCAGCAGCUGUGGGAGGAGAGCUUGCGCCAAUUGUCUUAUUAGAUUUCAAUUAGAGCGCGUGAAUCUAGAGUGUGGUGUUGUUAUGAGCUUUGGAACUGUAGGCGGACUUGAUUUACUUCGAAUUGCCUUUGUUGUAGCUGGAUGUUCGUUUGCCCUUUAUGGCUAUCUUUCAGCUACUUUGGUUCACUGGGAAGAAUUGGAAUCAGCACGUUCCGCUUGGGAUUUUGGUGGUUUUAGGUUGGACAAGUGUCCUUGCUGGGGAUGUAUUUAGGGAACCGCUAUUCAGUGUUUUGCCAGUUAAUUGGAAUACAUCAGCAUAUAUACGUGAGCGUAUUGGCAUACCAUGAAUGCAUUAGUUAGUCUUCAUUGCGAUGUGGAGAAGAUAGGGUGAUUCGCCCUAUUUAGGGAUUUAAUAUGCUCUUCUGGGUUACUUUCAUUGUGUUUCUCAAACUUGAAUAGCCCCUUUGCUGAUUUCAAUUUCAUUUCUUCUAGUGCAAUAUGCAAAUAUGAGUUUGAUAAUAAUAAUCCUCAGUGUGCUUUGUUUGUGAUCAUAAUUUGGGUUUGCGUCAAACUAAAUCUUGCUUCCUUAUGUGGGAUCGUAUUUUUCAGAGGAAAACUUAGGGACAUACAAAAUGUCGCGGAAAGGCUUAAUGGAGCAAGACCUGAGUAAACUGGAUGUAACUACGUUACAUCCGCUCUCUCCAGAAGUGAUAUCCCGUCAGGCCACAAUUAACAUAGGCACUAUUGGUCAUGUGGCACAUGGCAAGUCCACUGUCGUGAAAGCAAUCUCUGGUGUCCAGACUGUACGUUUCAAAAAUGAGUUGGAACGUAAUAUUACGAUUAAGCUUGGGUAUGCAAAUGCGAAAAUAUACAAAUGUGAGGAUGACCGAUGCCCUAGGCCUAUGUGCUACAAGGCCUAUGGAAGUGGUAAGGAAGACAAUCCCUCAUGUGAUGUUCCUGGUUUUGAGAGUGCUAGAAUGAAAUUGCUCCGACAUGUCUCCUUUGUAGAUUGUCCGGGUCAUGAUAUUCUCAUGGCAACAAUGCUUAAUGGUGCAGCUAUCAUGGAUGGAGCAUUGCUUCUGAUAGCUGCAAAUGAAAGCUGCCCUCAACCACAAACCUCUGAGCAUCUUGCUGCUGUUGAAAUCAUGCGUCUGAAGCAUAUUAUUAUUCUCCAGAAUAAAGUUGAUCUUGUCCAGGAAAAUGUAGCUAUCAACCAGCAUGAAUCUAUUCAGAAAUUUAUUCAGGGAACUGUUGCAGAGGGCGCUCCAGUUGUGCCAAUCUCAGCUCAGUUGAAGUAUAACAUUGAUGUGGUCUGCGAGUACAUUAUAAAGAAGAUCCCUGUUCCAAAGAGGGACUUCACAUUACCACCCAAUAUGAUCGUUAUCCGAUCCUUUGAUGUCAACAAGCCUGGUUUCGAGGUUGAUGAGAUCAAAGGUGGAGUUGCUGGUGGAAGUAUUCUCACAGGGGUUUUGAAGGUGAACCAAUAUAUUGAGGUCCGUCCGGGAAUCGUGCUUAAGGAUGAGAAUGGCAACAUGAAAUGCACGCCCAUCUAUACUCGGAUAGUCAGUUUGUUCGCCGAGCAGAAUGAAUUACAGUUUGCUGUACCUGGAGGUCUCAUAGGUGUUGGUACAACGAUGGACCCCACUUUGACACGUGCCGACAGGCUUGUAGGACAGGUCCUUGGAGAUAUUGGUUCCCUCCCUGAUGUUUUUGUGGAGCUUGAGGUGAAUUUCUUCCUUCUGAGGAGACUGAUUGGAGUGAGGACUAAGGGAUCAGAGAAGCAAGGAAAGGUAUCCAAGCUGGCGAAGGCCGAGAUUCUUAUGCUGAACAUUGGGUCAAUGUCGACCGGAGCUCGGGUGCUUGCUGUGAAGAACGAUCUUGCGAAGCUGCAGCUGACAUCACCGGUGUGUACCAGCAAGGGAGAGAAGAUAGCCCUGAGUCGAAGAGUGGAGAAGCACUGGCGCUUGAUUGGAUGGGGCAUGAUUCAGGCUGGAGCGACGCUGGAGGUGCCCCCCAGCCCACUUUGAGUGAGUGAGAAGGAAAGAAAGAGUAAGGUAGAGACCGAGGGAGACAGGCAGAGAAAGCGUUUAAGAAACAGAAACCAAGGUUUUUUUUGCAGAAGAUGUGGAGGGGAAGAGAAUUGCUUGGAACAAUUUUCGUUAGGUGGAGGAGAAAACAUGUUGAUUGAUCUUGUUUGGUGUCUCAUUUUUUGCAUAUCACUCACAGAUUUGUGCACAUGCCAAUUCAAGUAUUCAAUUAAUGCUUUACGCCCUGGCCCAGGUAAAGGUUAUGUUCUCGCAUUGCUUCUUUACGGAUAACUGUAGCUUCUGGAAUGUUCUCGUUAUCUAUUUUUAUUUAGAGAUGGUUACAAUUUUGAAAUCACGGUUCGAAGAUGAUAUAUAAAAUAACUGAAUCGCU